AUGUCGGCUGCCCCCACCAGCGCGAGCGGGCCGCAACAGGCAUCCCCACCAGCAACAUCAUCAUCACAACCACAGGCGAAUGCCGGCAACCUCCAGCCAGUCCUCCACCUCGAUGUAGACACGGCCGCCAACAGCGACGAUGACUCUGCAUUUGACGGCGAGUCCUCCGCCUCCACAUCGCUCGCCUCGACUAUCCUCAACUACGAAUACUCAAAUGGCCGCCGCUAUCAUGGAUACCGUUCGGGCGCCUACAUCCUGCCCAACGACGAGCAAGAGCAAGACCGCCUCGACCUACAGCACCACAUUUUCCUGCUCAUCCUCCAAGGCAAGCUCUACGACGCACCCAUUUCACCCUCUCCCCAGCGCAUACUCGAUGUUGGCACUGGAACCGGCAUCUGGGCCAUUGACUUUGCCGACGAGUUCCCUGGCGCCGAAGUAAUCGGGACCGACCUCAGUCCCAUCCAACCUACAUGGGUCCCUCCAAACGUCAAGUUCUACAUUGACGAUGCAGAGUCCGAGUGGGUCUACAGCCCCGCAGAGGCCUUUGACUACAUCCACUGCCGUAACAUGUCUGGCAGCAUCUCGGACUGGGACAAGUUCGUGCGCCAGACGUUUACCCACACUAAACCGGGUGGCUGGGUCGAAUUCCAGGAGCCGCUGGCGCAGGCCGAUUGCGACGAUGGCACCAUGGACAUGGCCAAGGAUUUUUUGCAGUGGCAGACAUUAUGUCAUGACGCCGCUGCUAAGUGGGGGAGAGAUAUUCGUGCAGGCAUAGGCAUCAAGCAGCACAUGCUAGACGCGGGAUUUGUUGAUGUUCACGAGAAGAUUGUCAAGAUCCCACUCGGCCCCUGGCCCAGAGACGCACGCAUGAAGGAAAUUGGCCGCUAUCAGCGUGAGCACAUGUCUAUAGGCGUAGAGCCCUAUACGUUGGGCCUCUUGGGCAAAGUAGCCGGCUGGACCGAAGAGGAGUGCCGUGUCAUGAUUGCCCGUACCGUAUCCGACGUUAGGAGAAAAGACGUACAUAUGUACAUUAGAUUCUAUUUUGUCCACGGCCGCAAGCCCGACCAUGCUGGAGCUAGUUGA
Molecule: messenger RNA, 1083 nt
Organism: Bipolaris sorokiniana ND90Pr
Lineage: Eukaryota; Fungi; Ascomycota; Dothideomycetes; Pleosporales; Pleosporaceae
Exons: 2
Coding region: 1-1083 (360 amino acids)
Molecular function (GO): methyltransferase activity
Source: RefSeq, a predicted model, not a curated record